CUCAUUUGCAGACGGUGACAUUUACAUUGUGUCACGCCUACUAGGCGUGGAGUCGUGUCUCCGUUCCACCAGGCUCUCACUGGGGACGGAGGGAUUACCGAGUGGACCAUAGAUGGCCCGGACACAGGAGAUUCUCUUUUCUUUUUUCCUGUAGGGUGCUAUAACCAUAACAAACAGCUAUGCCGCCACCAGCUGACAUUGUGAAGGUUGCGAUUGAGUGGCCUGGUGCCAAUGCUCAGCUUAUAGAAAUGGACCAGAAAAGACCCCUAUCCUCUAUAAUACGGGAAGUAUGUGACGGAUGGUCUUUGUCGGGCUCUGAGCAGUUUGCUCUCCGUUACGCUGAUGGUCCUCAGCUAUAUAUCACUGAACAGAGCCGUGGCGACAUUAAAAAUGGGACUAUUCUUCGAUUAGCAAUUUCCCCAGCUCGUGCCGCCCGUCAACUCUUGGAGAGGAUUCAGUCGCAUAGUAUUGAUGCUCGCCUUGAGGCUCUGAAGGAGCUCGCAAAGCUGUCUGCAGAUCCGACCUUUGCUGCAGAGUUCAUAAAUAUGGAGGGCAUAGGGACACUGGCACGGCUUGUAGAGAGUGGCACCCAUUUUGGGGAAAUGUUGGCCUUUACUCUCACUGCUUUUCUGGAGUUGAUGGAUCAUGGCAUUGUAUCCUGGGAUCUUAUCUCCCUCUCUUUCAUCAAACAGAUUGCAGGCUAUGUGAACCAGCCCAUGGUGGAUGUGUCCAUCCUGCAGCGCUCGCUGGCCAUCCUGGAGAGCAUGGUCCUGAACAGCCACAGUCUCUACCAUCGAGUGGCCCAGGAGAUCACCGUGGGACAGCUCAUCGGGCACCUGCAAGUGUCAAAUCAGGAAAUCCAGACCUACGCCAUCGCUCUCAUCAACGCUCUUUUCCUGAAAGCGCCAGAAGACAGACGGCAGGAGGAGUAUACUAACCCACUGGAGCAGCACCUUACUGAAAUGGCAAGCACUUUGGCUCAGAAACACCUGCGGUCCAUAAUCCUAAAUCACGUCAUCAGGGGAAAUCGACCUAUAAAAGCAGAGAUGGCACAUCAGCUUUAUGUGCUGCAGGUGUUGACCUUUAACCUUUUGGAGGAAAGAAUGAUGACAAAAAUGGAUCCCAAUGACCAGGCUCAGAGGGACAUAAUUUUUGAGCUACGUAGAAUUGCCUUUGAUGGAGACACUGAUCCCACCGGUACAGAGAAGAGGAAAGCAAUGUACACCAAGGACUACAAGAUGUUAGGAUUCACUAAUCAUUUAAACCCAGCCAUGGACUUUACCCAGACUCCCCCUGGGAUGCUGGCUCUGGAUAACAUGCUGUAUCUGGCCAGGGUUCAUCAGGAUACUUACAUCAGGAUCGUCCUGGAGAACAGCAGUCGAGAGGACAAGCAUGAGUGUCCCUUUGGCCGGUGUGCAAUUGAACUCACUCGAAUGCUAUGUGAGAUACUCCAGGUUGGAGAACUGCCAAACGAGGGCUGCAACGAUUAUCACCCCAUGUUCUUCACUCAUGACCGAGCGUGGGAGGAGUUUUUCUGCGUCUGCAUCCAGCUGCUUAAUAAAACAUGGAAGGAGAUGAGAGCCACAGCUGAGGACUUCAACAAGGUAAUGCAGGUGGUCCGGGAACAGAUCACCAGGGCUCUGGCCAUGAAGCCGUCCUCUAUAGACCAGCUGAAGAACAAGCUGCGAGGCCUCAACUAUUCCGAGAUACUGCGUCUGCGGCAGUCAGAAAGGAUGAGCCAGGAUGACUUCCAGUCUCCGCCCAUCAUAGAACUGCGGGAGAGAAUUCAACCCGAGAUCUUAGAGCUCAUCAAGCAGCAACGGCUCAACCGGUUAUGUGAGGGAAGCUGCUUCCGUAAACUGGGAAAUCGUCGAAGGCAAGAAAAGUUCUGGUUCUGCCGAUUAUCUCUUAACCACAAAGUUCUGCACUACGGGGAUUUGGAGGAGUCACCUCAGGGUGAAGUGCCGUUUGAGCUGCUAAGUGACAAGAUCCCUGUUUCAGAUAUCAAGUCUGUGUUAACAGGAAAGGACUGCCCUCAUAUGAAAGAGAAAAGUGCUCUAAAACAAAACAAGGAGGUGCUGGAGUUGGCCUUCUCUGUCCUCUACGAUCCAGACGAAACGCUUAAUUUUGUUGCACCGAACAAAUAUGAGUAUUGCAUCUGGACCGACGGGCUAUGUGCGCUGCUGGGGAGAGAGAUGGGCAGUGACCUGACACGCAGCGACCUAGAUACUCUCAUAAGUAUGGAGAUGAAGCUCCGCCUCCUCGACCUUGAGAACAUCACAAUCCCCGAAGCCCCGCCUCCAGUGCCAAAGGAGCCUAGCUCUUAUAACUUCACCUACAACUACAGCUGAGUCGUGUGUGUGCUUCUGUGUGUGCUCAAAUGCCAUGCAUGUAUAUGUUGAUAAAAGAUACGUUUACUCAUCCUUUGAUGAAUUUAGCUGCUUACAUUUCUAACAGUUGAUUUUUUUUCUUCUUUCCAGAACUUUAAACAAAUGUUUAUGAUGCAGUAUGGUUGCUAGAUUUAAAAACACAAUGUUAUAAUAGCUUUACGGUGAGGUCAGAGGUUAAACUUUACUUAACAGUUGAGAACCCUGGCCGCAUCUUCACUUUUCUGUUGUGCACAGAGAUUAAAUAUGGCUGACAUGGAUCGAAACCUGCAGACGAGCUUUUACUUUCUUGGUAAAAUGAAGGUGUUGUUGCUAAGUCAAGCCAUGUUUGAUAGCCAUGGCAACUGGGAAUGAAGGGGCUACUGUUUCAGUUUAAAUCUUGCUGUGAUGCUUUUCAUCCCUUCAUAUGUACAGUAAAAUGCAAUCAACUCCUACAUUAUUGCCUCAUUAAUAUCAAACAUGUUGUACUGUAAUUAGAUGGCUAAGAUGGACGUUUUCUCUGUAAUGGUCUGUUUCUGCUAUGAAAUGAGAUGUUCAUGUGUUAGAGAACUGUCCCCAGAAAUGUGUAUCUCUGUUGAAGAUACUCAUAUCCAAAGACCAGCAUCCAGUCUAGUGGUGCACCCAAAACGCAAGAAAUUGUAAAAGAAAUGAAGUUUAAGUCCCGUGGUAUGUAGUGUGGUGGUACUUAGAAAGCGUAGUAUUGACUGAGGUGGUACUUGUUAUAAGAAGUUUAGGAACCACUGACUCAAGGAACAGUCAGAAUAUGUUCUCUGAACCUUUGGUUCAGUCUCAUGUCCAGCAUGUUAAAAUCUUAAAAUGUAUUGCCUUACCACUAUAACUUGCCCUAGUAUUAUAUGGAACAUGUGGCAUACCUGUAUAAUCUAGUUGUAGCAGACAUAAAGAUAUUAUAAGAGAGAAUGUUAUUGUCUGUGAAGUAGAGAUCCAUUAAUCAAUCGGCCAAAGAUCGGAAUCUGAUAAUUUUCCAGAUUAUGAAAAAUCUUUUUUUUUUUCUUUCCCCUACAUCAAAACUAACUUUAUUGACUAUAUGGUUCAUAAAUAUCACAGUGUUUUCUGUUGGAUUUAAAAGUAAUGUCUCACUCAAAGAACCUGCAGCUCAGUUUAUGCCUUUUAUGUGUUAAAGACUUUAGAAUAAAAAAUCUAAAUCAGUCAAGAUCAAAAUCUACAGGUCAGACCUCAAAGAAAACUGGAAAUUAGCUUUGGUCAAGAAAAACCUAAUCAAUUGCAGCUUUAUGAAGUGGUGUUUAAAGGUGUUUUAUAAACAGUUAACUAGAGUAUACAUAAAUACACAGUAUACAACUAUAAUAUACCUCUGUAAUUAUGUCUUGUUAAACAACAAUUUAACAGUGUUAAAAAUCAUUCAAAUAUUUUUUUCUCUUCCAUGUUGUGCAUAUAUGUGAAACAGGAAAAACCUUUUUUAUGGGUAAAUAAUCACAUGAUGCCCAAGUUACACUGUCACAUAAAAUGGUUAUUAUUUCAGGUACUUAACAACUGUCUAAUCACAGAUGUACUAAAAUGGCUACAACUACAUCAUGUUGGAUGUAAAGUAAGUAACUUUUGAAUUUGUUUUGAAUAUAAAUGCUACAUUAGGUCAGCAUUAUAGUAAAGUGGGACUGUGUUUUGACAGUUUAAAGCAUGGUGUUUCAUUGUGGGUUUGGAUCAUAAACACAUAUCUGACAUUGCACAAGUGAGGGAUGCUGCCUUUAUUUGUUCUACCUAUUUAGCAGUUGAACACAUUUACUCACAAUGCACAGACCAGCAGAUUUAAGGAGGUUCUCUGCAAUCUAUUCAUGGAGCUGUGCUAGGCAACACCAUGCUCCAAUAAAGUGCAUGCAAACCCUCCAAAAACCAGAUACAUCUGUUACUGCUCAUGCAUCACAUGAACACAGGAUUGUGUGUUUUCAAGUGAGCGCAGUUGUUUGUUGUCACUUUCUAUUUCCACAUAGUAUUUCCUGGCCCUGUACUUUAGGCUUGAUGGCUGAUGCUAAGCACUGCUACUAUUUGUUAAUGCACUAUAGAAUUAUAUUUUUGUAAAUGACUACACAUGUUUCUCAUGAAAUGGGGUAUUGCUCUAAGAAGGGGUUCCUACACAGUCUGCUUUCCAGUGUUUCCAAGUUCUGGAUCAUUAAGGAGAAAAGUAAAAUACGUGUUAUUUCAGGCUUUUGUUUCCCUUUGCAACGUUAAAACUAAAAGAAUGAAUUUCCAAAAAUAAAUUGCUCAAAGAAGCAGAGUAUUCUAUUUUUACUAAUAAAAGAUGAUCAUUGCCAUAUUUUUAGUUCAGUUAAACAUCUGAUGAGCCUAGCUAAUUUGCUAAAAGUUGCACAUUAAAUGUAGGUGGUUUUUCCAGUUUACCCUGAAUUGAAACAUCCAAGAACAUCUAAGAACACUUUAAUGUUUGGAUUGCAUCCCUAAACUCAAUAUGUUAUCCAUUCUUUGGGUAUGGCCUCUACAGAAUAUAUUCAGUAAAUGUUUGUAGGUGAAAACGUAGUGAGAUGUCUGGAGAUUGAAGUCUGUAAAAGGAGAGUUUUAAAAUUGGAAAUGUGAAGGGACCCUGUCUAUGAGUGUUUUUGCAUUCAGUUUGUGAGUUCAACAUGCUCAUUAUACACGGAACCAAAUGCAUUAUAUUGUUUAGUAAGGACGCCAUUCCCAGAAUCUACUGUAACUAUGAUGUCAGGUUGUACUGAAAACCUAUGUAACUGUUGAUGCUAAUGUAACAGAGGGAACAUUGUGUAUAAGAUUUGCUUUUUCCAAGUUUGGUUUUAAUCUGAUAUUGGAAAUUCAAGUAGUUAAAAAAAUAAGUUCAGUUCAUAUCAGUGUAGGCCGAGGAAAACACUAUCAAACUUAGAAAGUACAUUUUCAUCAGUUGAAUAUGCACUGUGUAAAAGAUGCAGUUCCCUCCCGGCCUUUAUGUUUACCAAAUGUUUUUUUUUAUUUUUAUUGUAGUGAAUUAGUGAAAAAAGCUGACCUGGUCUUUCUUUUGUUCAUCCUGUCUAAAGCAUAGUACUCUGAGCUCUAAGAGUCACCUUACCACCCAUAAUCAAACCAGUAACUAAACUAGGUGACUAUGUUCUUACAUCAACUACUGUUGCAACAAAUAAUCGUAAUAUUUUACAUAACUGGGUAACUCUUGCCUUGAAUGAACAAGGAUUUGAAGUUUUUAGAUCUGGUACUCUUUUACAUGACUUACAAAAAUGUAUUUACACUAUGUAGUUCUACUAAAGAAUGACAGAGUUGUAUACAUAUUUGAAUAUGGUAUACAUAUAUAUAAUUUUAUGUAUAUACAGUAAUGUCUUGCCUUAUUGAAGAAUUGUAUUAUGUUUUGCGUGAAUAAAGAAGUCCUAACUAAUG
Messenger RNA from Girardinichthys multiradiatus, 5753 nucleotides. RefSeq names its product engulfment and cell motility 2 (gene elmo2). Gene Ontology annotation, biological process: cell motility; actin filament organization. The coding region runs from base 180 to 2351 and encodes 723 amino acids. The transcript has 22 exons. The record is from RefSeq and is a predicted model, not a curated record. NCBI's taxonomy places the organism in Eukaryota, Metazoa, Chordata, Actinopteri, Cyprinodontiformes, Goodeidae.